This is a messenger RNA of Triticum urartu, 619 nucleotides long. Its product is annotated as protein CASPARIAN STRIP INTEGRITY FACTOR 1. NCBI's taxonomy places the organism in Eukaryota, Viridiplantae, Streptophyta, Magnoliopsida, Poales, Poaceae. The record is from RefSeq and is a predicted model, not a curated record.
UUUCUAGGUGGAAGAAGAGGCCUCUGCUUCACCUUCACCUCGAGCGUCUGACGCUGGUUCACGCCUUCCAUGCGUUACUACUGAGGGAGGGAGAGCGCAUGCAUCGCGUGAGUAACCCGGAGAUGGGGAUGCCCCGGAGAUCCGCCUCCCUCUUCGCCCUCGCCUUCUUCGCCCUGCUGCUCUCCACUUCCCUGGCAGGGAGACAGCGGCCGAGCUUCAUUGUAGAUCAGGAGGAGUCUCUUGGUCAGCAAGGAGAGGCCCAGGACGAAGCAGCUAUGGCACAGCCUGUGCACUCCCGGAUGCUCAAGGACGUCACCACCAGUGACUACGGCACCUACGACCCAACCCCGUCCAUGCAGAAGCCCCACUUCAAGCUCAUACCCAACUGAUCGAACACCCUGGCUAUACGUGAUAUGAUCCAUCUAUAUAUCUACGUCCAUGUGAAUGUAUAUGUAGAUAUAUUGAUCGAGGUAUUUUAAACUAGUCUGGCUAAUGUGAUAACUGAUAAGAGCAUUUGUAAGUUUUUCUAGACGUGAGGUGAGUACGUGACAAAGAACUUAAUUAGUUGCUUGACCUAUUCAUACACUAUACUUCGAGUAUAUACACAUAUUUGCAAGUA